CCGCAUCGUAUGUCUGGUUUGUGGUUUGUGUGGGGAGUGUUGGUGUUCUCCGAUUCUGUCUGGGAUUUUGCUCUGUUUCUUCUGUCUCUGUGGCUGUGCUUUUUCUGAGUAAAUUAAAAAAAGCAGCAGCAGCAGCGCAAGAAGAACGAGAAGCAAAAUUCAGAAGAAAACGACUCUGAGAAUGAAGAAUGAAGAGUGAAUGAAAACAGCACAGAGCUCUGCCUUUUGGACUGGGGCAGUUUAGUUAUGUUAGCUCGAAUCGAAAAAAUCAAUAAGCGUUGAUACACCGCGGAAUCUAAUAGAAUCACACUACCUACAGUAUUUGUGGUUUUAGCAAAAUCUAUUAUGGAGGAUGGGAGUAGGGUUCCGGCAGGGGAUGACCCCUCUUACUGGCUGGAUGCGUGUGAAGACAUAUCAUGUGAUUUCAUUGAUUUUGAUGUCUCAUCCAUAGUUUCAGAGCAGCCUGACAACCCUUCCAAUCAGGACUUCUUCGGUGGCAUUGAUAAGAUUUUGGACAGCAUAAAAAACGGUGCUGGUCUCCCUCUGAAUCAUGGUGAACCUGCUUCCAACUCUAAUGGCACAGCAGCAGGAGCAGGUGAAGUUUGGCUUCCCUCCAAUGCCACUUUGGCGGAUGGGGGAAAUCGUCAUCCUCAUACUCCUGUUCCUGCUUCCGCUGAUGCUGCUUUUGACCAUUCUGCUACUGUUCGGAAUAAUGGGUCGAGUAAACUGUCUAAUGGGAAUGAAGGGGGAGUUUUGGUUAAUUAUUCUAAGGAUAGGGGGGUUCUGAAUGGUGGCCAUGAUGUUGAUAGUGAAGAAAGGUGCAGCAAAAGGGCUCGGCUUGGUGGCUACAAGAAUGAGAGGCCUCAUUAUGGCAGAGGUAAUUAUCAAGGCAAGGAGAGGGAGAGGUGUUUUAAUAAUAACAGAAAGAGGCCACGGGAUAGGGAUGAGGUCGACAGGAGGGACAGGGAUGGUGGUGGAAGGAAAAGAGAACAUUGUGGUGCUGUUGGCAGGAGGGAUGUUAGAGAUAGAGAUUGGAGGGAUAGAGAACCUAGGGGUUACUGGGAGAGGGAUAAAUCAGGUAACAAUGACAUGGUCUUUCGCCCAGGCGCUUGGGAACCUGAGCGUAAUCGAGAAGAAAAAAUGGUUAAUGAUGUGAAACAAGAGAGCAAUGGAAAGCUUGAUAAGAAAUCUGAGGAGGCUAAGGAGAGGGUUCCUGAGGAAAAAGCUAGACAGUAUCAAUUAGAUGUUCUUGACCAGGCAAAGAGGAAAAAUACUAUAGCUUUCCUUGAAACUGGAGCAGGGAAAACCUUAAUUGCUGUUCUUCUUAUUAAAAGUAUACAAGAGAGUUUGCAGAAGCAAAAUAAGAAAAUGCUUGCAGUAUUUUUAGUUCCAAAAGUUCCAUUAGUUUACCAGGUAAAAUAGUUUUUCACAAUUUAUUUAUUAUUAAAUGCUUUUGGUU
Messenger RNA from Vigna umbellata (rice bean), 1459 nucleotides. The record is from RefSeq and is a predicted model, not a curated record. Lineage: Eukaryota; Viridiplantae; Streptophyta; Magnoliopsida; Fabales; Fabaceae.